CCAUCUCCGAAAGCUCUGGCAGCCUUGGUUGAUAGGGAGGUUCAACUACGAGAUUCCAUGGUACUCGGUUUCUAUCCAGAAAGUGAGAAACCUUCUUCUAUUGUGUUGGGUCUUGGGCAUGAUACUUUUACCAUGUAUUUUCAACUGUGGAUUAUCAUUGCGUACCUGUGCGAGCUUAAGAGGGACCGCUUUGGAUACGUACCUGAGUCCGCCCGUCUGGCUUUCGUUUUAUUCAAGCGCCGCCCGUCGUUUCAAAUCUCACCUCGUUUCAAAUCUCACCAUGUUAACCCUCACUCGAUCGAGAAACUUGGCCGCAUCGUUUCUCUCCAUACACUCAGCACUUCAAGCUGGCCAAACCUGGAGACUUCCCGUUUGAUUCGGUGACUUUGAUGAAGAACAUGUUGCAAGAGCAACAUCAUCAGUAAGAGCAACGAAAUUAUUGGCGAAUCAU
Messenger RNA from Colletotrichum navitas, 451 nucleotides. RefSeq lists its product as uncharacterized. The record is from RefSeq and is a predicted model, not a curated record. Lineage: Eukaryota; Fungi; Ascomycota; Sordariomycetes; Glomerellales; Glomerellaceae. Bases 119 to 376 code for a protein of 85 amino acids. The transcript has a single exon.